This is a messenger RNA of Magallana angulata, 3690 nucleotides long. RefSeq lists its product as uncharacterized. The record is from RefSeq and is a predicted model, not a curated record. The coding region runs from base 263 to 883 and encodes 206 amino acids. The transcript is spliced from 4 exons. NCBI's taxonomy places the organism in Eukaryota, Metazoa, Mollusca, Bivalvia, Ostreida, Ostreidae. Gene Ontology annotation, cellular component: membrane.
AGAAAUUUUAAAUCAUUUAUACACGAGGAAGUUAAGAUAUAUCUCCUCCAUUCAAACAUUAAAAUUCUAAAUAUCACAGGAGCAGGUCUAUCCGGUUGGUAAUUUAGUUCAAUCACAGUUCUAGUUCGUCGCUUUUUCCUGUCCGACGUAUUACAUAUUUGGCGAAAUUCUACACCGGAAGUUAACCUGUGAAGAAGGUCUUGAACGGAAGUUUUGAUAACACGGUAUCUUUGUGAAAGGAAGGCCAGCGUUUUUCAUCAAAAUGGUGAAUUGUUUAGUAAUCACGGCGAUAAUAUGUGUAUUGGUAACAACCGUGGGAACAAUAGUGUCUUUUGCAACCCCGAAUUGGCUGAGUGUGAGGGUUCCAGCGGGUGUGAUGAAUAAAAGAGUGGACGUCUGUGAUUGUUCCUCCACAGAUUGUGAUUGUGGGCUGUGGCUCAAUUGUCGAGGGGGGCCUUCCUCGGCAGGCUCGCUCAACAACUGCCAGUGGUAUUUCGCCAAUGAGUUCGCCAUUGAAAAAAAUCUACCAGACUGGUUCAAGGCCGUGCAGGGCUUGAUGUCGUGUGCUGUAGCCAGCUCCAUGCUCUCCCUCCUGAUUGGACUAUUCUCUCUCUGCUGGAGCUCCAAGGGAUGUAACCCAUACCAAGCCACCGGAGCCUUUGCCAAUCUUACAUUUCUACUGCUGGCCGUGGCGAUUUCGUUGUUUGGAGCCAAGGCUUACCUGGAGAACAAGGCGGAAGUUUUGACGGACAAGAGCCGGGAUACGGACCAUAUCCUGCUGUUUGGGUGGAGCUUCUGGGUGGCAGUCGGAUCUACGGCUCUCUCCCUGAUUGCCAGUAUACUCUACUUCUGUGUGGGAAGGAACGAGGAGGAGUACAACUAAAGACACUGUAUGCAGUUAAUGGGAAGGGGAUUAACUAAAUACACUAUGUGCAGUUAAUGGGAGGGGGAUAAACUAAAGACACAGGGUGCAGUUAAUGGGAAGGGGAUUAAGGGGAAGAAUAUUCAAACCAUUAAUUCAAAUGCACUAGCACUUGAUUUGACCCUAAUUGACCAUGAUUCAGAAAUUUCAAUAUUUUUUACUUACCUUUGAUACUUUUAAUGAUGAUCAUUAAACAGGGGCCUUAUAUUUUCUAUGUGUGCAAUAAACGUUAUUCUGGUUCUCUUUACGUGGACUCCCCAUUGUUGUUGUAACUGAUGGAAAUACUGUACACAGAGCCCACCAGUAUAUGUACUGUAAGUCUCGUGUUUAUCUGACAGUCCUUUGAAGCUUAUGCUACACCCAUGGAAGUCAUUUUAUCUUUAAGUAGCAAAAGAAUCAAAGGAAUGUUGGAUCGGCUCCAUCAGCGACAGUCUUGCAUACAUUUUCUAGGUACAGAAAAUCUACACAUCAUAUCAAAUUUCAAACAGCGAGUCAAACAAGUAGUUUACUUGAUUUAACCAUGUAUUAUUUAAGAUUUUUUUUUUGGUAAAUAUAUAUAUUCUUGUUAUAAAUGAUGCAUAUAUGUACAGUAAUAUUUUCCUGUUUGAUAUGGAAUAAGCAUAUUCAUAAACAAUUUUACAGGUAUUUUUUAUAUGUAAACUUUUGAAAUACUUUGUGGCAUCAUUUUAUUAAUCAGAUUCUCAACUACUGUAUUUUUUACCGACAAGAUCUUUUUUGAAUAUACAUGGAAUUGUGUACGAAAAAGAGGACAUAUCAAUAAAGUGCCUUGAUGUUGUGAAACAUACAUGCUUUAGAUGUUGGAGGCAUGAAUUUCCACAGGUUGUUUGAUUUUUUACAUUAGAAACUUUUAAGAUUGUAUUAAACUGUUUCUUUGAACAAAGCAAAGUUGUGACUCACGAAUUUUGGUGAGAGAAAAAAACAACUUGUACGAUAUGUUAAUUGCAUUAAUUAGGUACACUUAUUUGUAUAUUGCCUGUGUGAAAGUUGGCGUGUUUAAUUUGAUAAAUUCAGUAAAGGAUAUUAGACUGCAUAUAGUGAAACUGUCUAACGUGCCAAAGUUAUGUACGGGAAAACUUACAUGAUCUAAACAAAUGUCAAGGGCAGAUAACUCUUGUUAUUCUGAGGUUAUUCAGAUAUUGAGUUUCAUGUAUAAAACUUUUUAGAUACUCAGAUUUACAAAAAAAAAAUUGAAACUAUACUAAAGUUCCAGUGAACUGUUGUAUAUUACAUGUAUAGUGUAUAUAAAUAUUUAUUCAACUUGUGUAGAUUCAUUAAACAUAACAUUAUCUAGUCACAAAUUCACUGUUGUAGCUUUAAUAGAAGGUAAUAAAUGUCUGAUAGUGUUGGACAUGUUAUGGACAUAUUAUGGCUCUUUAUUCAUCUUUAUUUAUUGUUUGAAUCGCUUUGAUAAGUUAUGAAUACAAUAAGGUAAAAAUUUCAACAGAUAUUUUUUUUAAUAAUUUGAAAGAUCUAUACCUAUUUAUAUCUGAAGAGUAGAAUUUGUUAAAUUCUGUCAAAUUUCUCCAAUUGCCAUAAAUGUGUGCCAUGCAAUAUAUUCAUGCAAAUGUUUUAGGAUUUUUAAAAGAUAGCAAGAUGUUAGUUUUCCCAGUAUUUGUAAAACAAUGUUAAACAAACAGUGAGCACUAGAUCUGUGGUAUAUGUGUGUGGUUGAGUGUGAUUUUAAUGUGGUGCUGUCGUGGUGAAUGAUAAUUCUGUGGUGCUUUAUUAUGUUUAAGAGAGCCACAAUGGAAACAAUAUUUGACAAAGCCAUUCAUAUCUUGUACAUUCAGUAAUCAUUAACGACCCCUAAUGUUUUGAUAAAUUACUCGAUACACCGACAGGAAAUAUUGGUACAGUACCUAAAACUUAACACUGCUUUGUCUUCCUGAUCAAAGCAGAUCAAUUUUGGUUUUGAUAAAUACUUAGUUUUAUGAUUAUCCUACAUAUACUGACAUGAGUUUUUAACAAACCAAACUAUAUAACUACAUGUACUGCAUUGAACUAGUGUAUACAUAUGUGUAUUUCAUUGAUGUACUUUCGACAUUUUAAUCAUCAUAUAAAUCACUAACUGUGAUUGGGGCACAAUGUCACAACAUUUUUAAUGCUCACACUGAGAGCUCAAGUCAUUAGCAUAUUUGAUCAUUUGAAAAGUGUUAGGCUGAUGUCUAGUGUUUUUGUUUUGAAAAUUUCUAUCCUUUGGAUUUUUUUACAUCAAAAGAGUUCCAUUUUUUUACCAGUACAGUAUAUGUUUUGGAUCAAAAUCUUAAUGUUUAGACUUUCUUUUUGUCAGAGAUUCAUUAUGUAAACUUUUUUGAACAAAAUUUAAAUGUACCGAUAUCUUUUUUCUUGAAACAUCAUAAUUCAAAGUUACUGAAUGAUUGUUGAAUUUUUUUUAGUACAGAUUUUCUUAGCAUCUGCUGACCUAUUGAGAUUCUGCUCAGGACAUUGUUGUGUGUGCUUAUACAUUGUAGAUUGUUCUAUUCAUUUGUAAUGCCAUUAUAUAUAGCAUGUCACCACCCUGUCUAAGUGAUAACUGUUGAGCAUUUCUGUAUUUAUUUUGAAGCCCGUUUUUUUAGCCUUUUUGUCAGAUUUUGUUACUUGUUAAUGUAUGACUAUAUUUGUAUGUUUUACUAUAGAUUUUACACACGUCGAUACUAUAUGUACGUGUUUAUGACUCAUCGUCGCCUAUCAUAUGCACUGGUUAUGGUAGAUUUUAUAGUUUAGAAUAAAAGUGUCAAUGUAUUAAA